AUGAUGCGCACCGCACGGCCCGUCCUGCAGGGUGGACUAACUAAGUCUAAUUUAUUAACAUUAUUAUCUGAUUAUUUAUUGAUCGUUUCGUUUACAGCAUCCUCUGACAGGUCUGUAAUUGCUGGCACCAUGGCGACCUUCCACAGCAGAACCUGCAUCCGCUUUGUUCACAGCUACGUGAGGAUCAACUGGGCAAACAUCUCGCCAGCAAUGCAGUACAAUUUCAACAAGGAGAACACCAACAACCUCAACACGCCAUACGACUACUCCUCCGUGAUGCACUAUGGGAAAACCGCUUUCUCCAUCAACGGGUGGGACACCAUCACUCCUAUUCCUGAUGCAUCAGUGCAGAUCGGACAGAGAGUGGACCUGUCCGCCAUCGACAUCCUGAGGAUCAACACCCUCUACGGGUGCUGAGAUUCUCAC
Molecule: messenger RNA, 426 nt
Organism: Colossoma macropomum (tambaqui)
Lineage: Eukaryota; Metazoa; Chordata; Actinopteri; Characiformes; Serrasalmidae
Product: high choriolytic enzyme 1-like
Exons: 2
Coding region: 1-417 (138 amino acids)
Biological process (GO): proteolysis
Molecular function (GO): metalloendopeptidase activity
Source: RefSeq, a predicted model, not a curated record